CACCGUUUCUCUCAUCCUUCCACACUAAACCUAUUUCGUUUCAGUUAAUCUCUUUCUGCAAGAUGCCUUCCAAGAGGAACAUGUCAUCACUCAUCCUAUGCCUGUUCGCCAUUUUCCUUUUCGUCUUCUCAGCGGUCGCAUCAAGGGAACUCAAAGAUCUUUCUAAUCGUGAUCGUCGUGCCUUCAAUGGUGAUUCUCGCCUCUUCUGGGGAGGAGGUCCUAACUACUUCGGUGGUUACGGCGGUGGUUACUUUGGUCCCUACGAUCCCCGUUUCGGUAGGUAUCCUUUCUAUGGUGGAGGUGGGUUAAACAAUCCUUAUGGAGGGUUCAACAAUCCUAAUAUUGGAUUUGGUGGGUUGAAUCCUUUUGGUGGGUUCGGCAAUCCUAAUAUUGGGUUCGGCAAUCCUAAUAUUGGAGGUGGGCUCGGCAAUCCUAUUGGUGGUGGGUUCAAUGUUGGUGCAAGAGUGCCGUGAUAGGUAUUACUAAGAUGGGGAUGUAGUGAGAGGAUAUGUAAGAACCGUUCAGACAGUGCAAUUCUAUACGUACUUAAUAAUAUAAAUUUCAUCAAUAAAAUUUCUUGUUAUCAGAGGCAGGGAUGAAUAGACAGCAAAGAUGCAUGCAUGCAUGUUUUCUUGCUUCUCUUUUCUCCUCACCUUUCUUACGACAAGAGAUAGGGUUGAGCAAGUUUUAAGGUUGUGUCUGUGAUGUGUGAUUAGUUUGAGAUGUCUGAUGUACACAUAAGUUGUCAUAAAUCAUGAUUUUUUUUCUUCUUCUGCUGUAA
This is a messenger RNA of Vigna angularis (adzuki bean), 781 nucleotides long. RefSeq names its product dormancy-associated protein 2. Lineage: Eukaryota; Viridiplantae; Streptophyta; Magnoliopsida; Fabales; Fabaceae. The record is from RefSeq and is a predicted model, not a curated record. The transcript is spliced from 2 exons. The coding region runs from base 63 to 473 and encodes 136 amino acids.